Racocetra persica is the source of this 128-nucleotide messenger RNA. The record is from the annotation of a GenBank genome assembly. Lineage: Eukaryota; Fungi; Glomeromycota; Glomeromycetes; Diversisporales; Gigasporaceae.
CAAUUCUUCUAGUAAUACGCACUAGCCGUGGCUCCAACCUUGCUUUUCACUAUCCAAAAGAACCAAAGCGACGCGAUGAACUUGAACGGAUAACUCGGAGAAACGAUGAUAUUGAAGAAGAAUUUAGA